AUGCCUCCGCGCAAAUCCACAUCCUCGGUGACUCCCGCUGAGACGGAUGAGCCGUCGCAGCUAUCACCUCAGGCGCCGGGCACCGCCGACAAACCUGUCACCGCGACGGAGCAGCAGUUGAAGGCGCGGGCCGAGCUGGGUGUCAGCGUCGAUGACUACCUUCUGCCGCGCUCGUUGACGAUUCGUCUGGCCAAAGCGGUGCUCCCGCCCAACACUACGAUCCAGAAAGACGCCGUGCUUGCCAUCCAGAAGGCGGCUACUGUGUUCGUGUCCUACCUGUCAUCUCAUGCCAAUGAUGCGACUCUGAAACGCACCGUGGCCCCGACAGACGUCUUCAGCGCCCUUUCCGAACUCGAGUUUGAUUCGUUCCGCUCCCGGCUUGAGCAGGAGCUAGAGGCGUACACGGAGAUCAAGGCCGGCAAGCGCAAGGCGAAGAAGUCGGAUGUGCACGACGCUGCGGGAUCAGCCGCUGCGGAGGCUUCUGCACCCGCUGGGGCUCGUGAUGAAGACGAGGAUGUUGAGAUGGUGGAUAACCCGGCGAAGCGGGUGAAGCGGGAUGCAGAAGAAGGAGACGACUCGCUGGUUGGUGGACAAGCGGAUGGGGAUGAGACACAAGAAGAGGAGGUCGAGGAGGAAGAGCCGGAAGAGGAGGAGGAGGAGCAGGAAGAGGAUGAGGAGGAGGAUGAGGAGACGCAGGAACGGAGGCCGGAGGAUGAUAUUGAUCGCGUGGAGGACUUGGAUGACAUGCCGCGGCCGACGGAUCCUGAUGCGGAUGAGACGGACGAUGAUGACGACGGGCCCGCAAGUCAGUUGCGCGAUGAUUUGGGGCUUGGCUAA
Molecule: messenger RNA, 837 nt
Organism: Penicillium macrosclerotiorum
Lineage: Eukaryota; Fungi; Ascomycota; Eurotiomycetes; Eurotiales; Aspergillaceae
Gene: cbfA
Exons: 3
Coding region: 1-837 (278 amino acids)
Biological process (GO): DNA damage response; heterochromatin formation; leading strand elongation
Cellular component (GO): epsilon DNA polymerase complex; CHRAC
Molecular function (GO): protein heterodimerization activity; chromatin DNA binding
Source: RefSeq, a predicted model, not a curated record